AUGUUCCCUUUUAUGCUUAGACCUUCUGUGAAUAUUUUUUCUCGUCGAUUAUUUUCACAAAAAUCUAUUUUACCUCACGAAAUCGAUCGAUUCAAUGCUGCACGUGUUCGCAUUUCAGAUUGGCCAUCUGAUCUAAAAACUAUUCGAGAAACACUUUCUGCUUCACUUGAACAAUGGCGAAAAGAUAAACGUACAUCUGCCUGGCUCUGGAUUCCAAUUGAACAUGCACAUGUGAUACCAAUUGCCGGUGAAUUAGGAUUUACUUAUCAUAAUGCUGAAGAAAGAACUGCUGUAUUAAAUCAAUGGUUAUUACCAACAAAAUCAUUGGUACCACGAUUUGCAACACAUCAAGUUGGAGUUGGUGGUGCUGUUCUUCGUAAUAAAACAAAUGAAUUAUUGAUUAUAAAAGAACGAGUUAGAAAUAUGGAAUUUUGGAAGUUACCUGGAGGAGGUACUGAACUUUCAGAAGAUAUUGCUGAUGGUGCAAUACGAGAAGUGUUUGAAGAAACUGGUAUUCAAUCAAAAUUUGAAUCAAUUAUUGCAUUCCGUCAAGUACAUAAUCAUCCUGGUGGACAUGGUCGUUCUGAUCUAUAUUUUAUUUGUCGUUUAUCUGCUUUAACAGAUACAAUUAAAAUGGAUACAAACGAAGUUAUUGAUUGUAAAUGGGUAAAACUUGAUGAAGCAGUUAAAUCAAACAAUCCAUUGUUACAACGUGUUGCCCAGCAACUAAUAUUUGGUCUUAAAAAUGGUUUUGAACAAUCGAUUGAUUUUUCACUUGAACAAAUUCCAUCGAUUGUUACAGGAAAAACUUUUGAAUUUUUUACACGUUCAAUAAAAAAAACAAGUCAAUAA
Messenger RNA from Adineta steineri, 852 nucleotides. The record is from the annotation of a GenBank genome assembly. NCBI's taxonomy places the organism in Eukaryota, Metazoa, Rotifera, Eurotatoria, Adinetida, Adinetidae.